AUGCCUAGAAGAGGAGGAAUUCCUUUCGGAAUGUCGCUUUAAUAAGAAUAUGAAGUUGAAAAAAUUAUCAAGACUAAGUAUGAUGAUUAACUCAGAACAAAUCUUUAUCUUGUGAAAUGGAAAGGCUAUGCAGAUCAUUUAAAUACUUGGGAACCUGAAUGGAAUCUUGAGAACUCCAAAGAAAUUCUGAAUGACUUUAAGAAGAAAAACAAACAUUCCCUUAACUAAAAUGAAGAUGAGUAAGGUAAUUAAUCUGAUAGUAGUAGUAAUUCUUAGGAAGAAGAUUACUAGCCUAUUAAGAAAGCUCCUAAAAAAAAAACAAAUAAAAGAAAAAACGAUGAAAAUUCUGUAAGUACCAGAAGGUCAAACAAGAAACAGCAUAACGAGGUUAGUGAAGUAUCUGAUGAAAGACAGAAAAAGCAAAACGAUGCUGAAGAAUCACAAAAGUACACUAGAUUCUUAUCAAAAGGAAGAGCAAAGUAUGUUAUCAAAAAAUUCUUUAAAAAUAAUUCUGGUGUUUGGAUGAUAGAUUUCUAGUAAUAGUAGCUAGGAAAUGUCAUUAAUAUGUGCAAGAACAUUGAUGAAUCUCUUGAAUACUUAGAACCUAAGUUAAUUAUCACGUACCUUUUGUAAAAAUUUGAACCUAGCAGUCAAAGCUGA
Tetrahymena thermophila SB210 is the source of this 660-nucleotide messenger RNA. RefSeq names its product programmed DNA degradation protein. The transcript has 2 exons. Gene Ontology annotation, cellular component: pericentric heterochromatin. The record is from RefSeq and is a predicted model, not a curated record. Gene Ontology annotation, molecular function: chromatin binding. Lineage: Eukaryota; Ciliophora; Oligohymenophorea; Hymenostomatida; Tetrahymenidae. Gene Ontology annotation, biological process: chromatin organization; negative regulation of transcription by RNA polymerase II.